Durotheca rogersii is the source of this 505-nucleotide messenger RNA. RefSeq names its product cytochrome P450. Gene Ontology annotation, molecular function: heme binding; iron ion binding; oxidoreductase activity, acting on paired donors, with incorporation or reduction of molecular oxygen. The record is from RefSeq and is a predicted model, not a curated record. The transcript has a single exon. The coding region runs from base 139 to 420 and encodes 93 amino acids. Lineage: Eukaryota; Fungi; Ascomycota; Sordariomycetes; Xylariales; Xylariaceae.
AUGACAUCAGAUUCGUGGUCUACUGUGCUGAGUUCAUCUUCACUUAGUAGCAAUGCGUCGGGCGGCUACUCAACCUGUCAAACUCUCUGACGGCACCAUGAUACCAAAGGGCACUAUCGUCAUGGUAGGAAUUGAAAAAUGAGGGUCCUUUCUCUGUUCCGAGAUCCCGUCGGCUUCCAUCAACGACGGUUUACAGAUAUGCGCCAGCAGUCCGGGCAAGAAAAUAAGUGGCAAUUCGUGACAACGUCCCCGGGGUAUCUUUCUUUUGGCCACGGCAAGUACUUAUACCCCGGAAGGGUUUUCGCCGCCAAUGAGGCCACGGUUGUGUUGGUGUAUUUGCUCGUAAGCUUUGAGUGGAAGCUCACAGCGGAGGGCCCCAAAGAUAAAUUCCAAGGAGAAACCGUCCAACACCGGCCCUGAUGCAAAGGCAAUGAUCAGGCUGAGAGAUGAAGAUAUCUGCUUUAAGUCAGUCCCAGCCAUGGGCUUUAGAUUUCGUCGACUCGGU